AUGGAAUUUUUCCAGAAAGCAAACUCAGUGAGGCUCAUAAGCUACAAGGACAAAUACCUAGUAGCCGAGUCGGACCAAGAAACCAUCAUCCAAAUCGACCAAGAAACCAUCACCACACAAGAACGAAGCAACAAAAUUAAAUCGUCACCAUCGAUUUGGACAGUCGAAUUAGUCGAGAAUAAGGAUAAUUUAAUCCGCCUGAAAAGCUGUUACGGCACGUACCUAACGGCCUCAAACUCGCCGUUUCUUCCCGGAGUCACCGGCAAAAAAGUUGUCCAAAAAUCGCCAUCUGAUUACUGCGAUCCCGCCACCGAAUGGGAGCCCCUCAGAGAUGGAAUGCAGGUUAGGUUGAGGUCAUUUUGGGGAAAUUUUUUACGGCCCAAUGGGGGACUUCCACCGUGGAGGAACUCCGUCACGCACGAUAUUCCUCAUCGGCCAAACACCCGUAAUAAGUUGUUGUGGGAUGUUUUGGUGGUGGAGAAACGGGAUGCGGUGGCGUUUGGUAAUUAUAGUAAGUUUGGGAGGUCGAGAUCAAGAUCGUUUUCAGCUUCGAUGAUCGAUUCUAACCAGGUGCGAAAUGUGGGAGCUCGUCACGAAAUUAUUUGA
This is a messenger RNA of Erythranthe guttata (spotted monkey flower), 606 nucleotides long. RefSeq lists its product as uncharacterized. Lineage: Eukaryota; Viridiplantae; Streptophyta; Magnoliopsida; Lamiales; Phrymaceae. The record is from RefSeq and is a predicted model, not a curated record.